GUCUUUAAUCAGUGUGUGUGAACAAGAGCCAGCAGGCUUCCCGUAAAAUGAUUUUAUGAAGAGGACCCUGGAGGAAAAAGGCUCUGAGGAGAGAAUCUGAAUAUACACAGGGUCCGUUUAAGGGACCCUUUUCUUUUCUUGGUUCACAGAAAUAAGUUCGCCAUGUGAUGUCAAAUGGCAUCAGAUGUAUCCUCAGUAGUCCAGAGGGACUGUUGCGAGGUUUUUUUCCCUAAUGAUGAUGAUGGAAUUUGCCUGAACCCGCUCACCUUGCAGGAACGUUCCCCUGUGAGUUACAUGGACAUAUAGACUGAAAAAAACAAAACGAAACUAAAAUAAAAAAAAAUUGAACCAUGAGGUCUGGCUGACAAACCAACCAACCAACCAAACAAAGAAUCUUGAACAGCUUGAAUGAUUAGUUUGGAAAUUCCUUUCUUGUUCCUCUUACUUCAAAAAAGUCCGGAGAGAUCACCUCAGGGUCCUACGCCAUUCUCUGAACUCUCUGCAUAAUCUCUACUUUGGUAAAAACUGUAGCAACAACAAAACAAAAAUGGCUGCCGGAGUUGCAACAUGGUUACCUUUUGCCCGGGCAGCUGCGGUUGGUUGGCUUCCUCUGGCCAAAAAGACCAUGCCCAAACCUCCUGUCGAUAAGAAGAGCCGCAGCGAUGAGAUCCUGAUAGUCAACGUGAGUGGGCUUCGCUUCCAGACGUGGAAAAACACCCUGGACCGUUAUCCUGACACUUUGCUGGGAAGCUCUGAAAAGGAAUUCUUCUAUAAUGAAGACACUCAGGAAUAUUUCUUUGACAGGGACCCGGAGAUGUUUCGACACAUCCUGAACUUCUAUCGCACAGGCAAGCUGCACUACCCACGGCAGGAGUGCAUCCAAGCUUUUGAUGAAGAACUCGCGUUCUACGGCAUCGUGCCGGACAUCAUUGGGGACUGCUGCAUGGAAGAGUACCGGGACCGCAAAAAGGAAAACCAGGAGAGGCUGGCUGAGGACACAGAAGCAGAGAUGGUGACAGACCAACCCUUACCUCCGAACAGUACACCUCGUGAACGCUUAUGGCGAGCUUUUGAGAAUCCGCACACCAGCACGAUGGCUCUGGUGUUCUACUAUGUCACAGGCUUCUUCAUUGCCGUCUCGGUCAUUGCUAACGUAGUGGAGACUGUUCCAUGCCGGGCUCCCAAAAGCAACCAAAAGGACUUGCCAUGCGGUGAGAAGUACGAAGUGGCCUUCUUUUGCAUGGAUACGGCAUGUGUGCUCAUUUUCACAUUCGAGUACCUGAUGAGGUUAUUCGCCGCCCCCAGCCGCUGCAAGUUCAUGCGCUCGGUGAUGAGCAUCAUCGAUGUUGUGGCCAUCAUGCCCUACUACAUUGGCUUGGUCAUGCCUGACAAUGAGGACGUGAGUGGUGCUUUUGUCACACUGCGUGUCUUCCGGGUCUUCCGUAUCUUCAAGUUCUCACGGCAUUCACAGGGCCUGCGCAUCCUUGGCUAUACGUUAAAGAGCUGUGCCUCUGAGCUUGGCUUCCUCCUCUUCUCCCUCACCAUGGCCAUCAUUAUCUUCGCCACAGUCAUGUUCUAUGCUGAGAAAGGCACCAAGGAAACCAACUUCACCAGCAUUCCAGCCUCCUUCUGGUACACCAUUGUCACUAUGACAACGCUGGGAUACGGAGACAUGGUUCCUAACACCAUAGCCGGAAAAAUCUUCGGCUCCAUCUGCUCUCUGAGUGGCGUCCUGGUGAUUGCGCUUCCUGUUCCUGUCAUCGUAUCCAACUUCAGUCGCAUCUACCACCAGAACCAGAGGGCUGACAAGAUGCGUGCCCAGCAGAAAGUGCGUCUGGCCAGGAUUCGCUUGGCUAAGAAAGGAACCACUAAUGCAUUCCUGCAGUACAAAGAUGAAGGGGGACUCCAGGAUCAUGAUGGUGACAGUGGUGCUCUGUGUCUGAAGAACAGGUCGUCCUUCGAGCACCAGCACCACCAUCUGUUACAUUGCCUGGAGAAGACUACGAACCAUGAGUUUACCGAUGAACUGACCUACAGUGAGAUGUGUAUGACGGAGUCGGUGGGCUUCCGCACCAGCCGCAGCACAUCGAUCUCCAGCCAACAGGGCGUCUCGACCUCUUGCUGUCCUCGCCGAGCCAAGAGGAGAGCCAUCCGCCUGGCCAACUCCACCGUAUCAGUGAGCCGUGGCAGCAUCCAGGAGCUCGAUACACUGCAUGUGCAUAAGAGUCCGUCUGGGCCUCAAAGUCGCUCGAGCCUCAAUGCCAGGACAGAAGACCUGAAGUUAAACUGUGAGCAGCGAGACUUCACAGCAGCCAUCAUUAGCAUCCCCACUCCUCCAGCCAACACGCCUGAUGAAAGCCUGCCAUCGUCGCCUGCUAUCCCAGGCAUCCUGCGCAACUCCCGCUGCUCCUACAGUCAGGAGGCUGUCAAGAUCUCGUCCUUAUAACAAAACCACCUCCAAGCACAGAGCUUUCCUCCAAUGCACAAACGGGAAGGAGGAAGCUUUUCCUGUCAGACUUACCACCAAAAUACCAUCCCAAGAUACAAUAUGUUUGACAAAGGCACCCAGAUAUGGCUUCAUCCCAAACUGAAAGCACCCUUGAGGUUCUGUGAGAAUUAAGCAACAGGAACUGAGACGUGAACCGAAGCAAGUUGAAUUACAGCCUUUUUUUUUUGUUUUGGAGGACUGUUUGUUGGGCAUUCAUGAGCUUUCAUAGAUCUGCAUUGCUCAUUCUGCCUAUCAUGGAGAAAAAAGACGAGGAAAAUGAAAAAAACUGUUCCACCAUUUUCUUCUUGGAUGAAAACAGUACUGGAUAUCAUGGAUUAUUUAGUGUGUGCAAUCGCAGGGCCAGUAUUAAGUGUAUGAAGACAGAACUAUAUUCCUAUAUAGAUAUAUCUUUAGCGAGAAGACAUACAAAUACUGUAUCCUGCAAUAGAUGGGUUCACAUAAAAACAAAAAAAAAAACCCGAAAGAUAUUAUGGUUGAGCGUCAGUGGGACAGUAUAUGUAUAUUUAUCAUAAUUUCUAUCAUAAUUCACAUGCAUCUUCCAACCUUACCAAAACCAAAAUGUCAUCAGUGCCACCCUACUCAGACAUGCAUGUUAUUGUGCAGUAGAUUUCAGAGAAUGGAGCAACUUAAAUGCUAUUCCCACCGUUUUUUUUUUUUGCAUGAUAAUUCCCCCACCUCUGUUUUGUUUUGUCCUAUUUUAUUACCUGAUGUCAUUAGAAAAAAAAAAACAUUUAUAGAAUAUUACAGAUCAAAAAUUGCACAGUAACGUAAAAAAAGAGAAAGAAAAUAAAAAAAAACCAUUCAGGCAUGUUCUUUGCAAAAAUCUCUGUCUGGACGUACGUGGGUAUAUGCGGGGAUGAUGGGAGUGAUGAUAGAAAGGUUUUGUGUACAUUCAUCACAAAUAUGCAUGGAUACCGUUAUAGGUAUAAUUUCCCUUUUCCUUUAUUUUUUAUAUUCAUUACUCUUUUGGUAAG
Messenger RNA from Neoarius graeffei (lesser salmon catfish), 3483 nucleotides. It is a transcript of the gene kcnd1, whose product is annotated as potassium voltage-gated channel, Shal-related subfamily, member 1. Gene Ontology annotation, cellular component: membrane; voltage-gated potassium channel complex. Lineage: Eukaryota; Metazoa; Chordata; Actinopteri; Siluriformes; Ariidae. Gene Ontology annotation, molecular function: A-type (transient outward) potassium channel activity; protein binding. The transcript has 6 exons. Bases 548 to 2446 code for a protein of 632 amino acids. The record is from RefSeq and is a predicted model, not a curated record. Gene Ontology annotation, biological process: potassium ion transmembrane transport; protein homooligomerization.